AUGAAGGAUGCUCUUUGUCCAUAUUUCAUGCAAAUUUACGUAGAGACGCCUAUUUUUGUGCAUGCAGCUACUGUAGUUUGUACGAUGGCUUUCCUAGAUCUUUCUGACGCUAUUGCAGACGGCCAGAAAUUAGAAGAAAGAAACGUGUCUGACCAUUGGAAGUUUGGUGGUCUUGGUGCAUUAGAUCUAGCUGAAGCAGUUGUCAAAACAUGUAAAUUACCAUCGAAGGGAGAGUCCAAAAAAUAUGUUGAAUCCGAAUACGUCACCAACGUCCGAGGUAACAAAGAGCUUAUUCCAGAAGUAAUUAUAUGUGCGGAAGGAUGUGAUUGUAUGAUAUGGCGGCUGAGAAAAACGUUGGGAACCAAAACUGCCAUAAUUGCUAGGAAAAUGUUUGGGGCUGUUGGAGUAGAACUGUUAGAAUCAGCUGGGGAGGAAAAUGAUUAA
Enterobius vermicularis (human pinworm) is the source of this 444-nucleotide messenger RNA. The record is from the annotation of a GenBank genome assembly. Lineage: Eukaryota; Metazoa; Nematoda; Chromadorea; Rhabditida; Oxyuridae.